This is a messenger RNA of Engraulis encrasicolus (European anchovy), 1967 nucleotides long. It is a transcript of the gene vps37d, whose product is annotated as VPS37D subunit of ESCRT-I. The record is from RefSeq and is a predicted model, not a curated record. The transcript has 4 exons. Bases 230 to 1243 code for a protein of 337 amino acids. Gene Ontology annotation, cellular component: ESCRT I complex. Gene Ontology annotation, biological process: protein targeting to membrane; protein targeting to vacuole; ubiquitin-dependent protein catabolic process via the multivesicular body sorting pathway. Lineage: Eukaryota; Metazoa; Chordata; Actinopteri; Clupeiformes; Engraulidae.
CACCGUUUGGUUACUCGAGGCAUUGCAGGCAAGCAACUACAAACGUAUGUCACAGCCUCUUGCAUUGUCUCGGCCAACAGCGGUGUGGCUCCCCACCAAGGCGGUCUGCUUCAACAUAGCAAUCGCGUGUGAGCAGCAGAAGCUUUUACUCAAGCCAGAACACGACCGAAAUGGAACUUAACGGGCUUUUGUACGGGAGAGUUUGAAUAGUGUUUCGUUGAGGACUACAAUGUCCCAAAGAAGGGACACAAACUCUUGCCCAGAUGGGUAUUACAGGGUUCUCAACACCUCAGAACUGCGCGAGCUUCUUCAAGAUGAGGAAAAAAUGGAUCAGAUCGUUCGACUCAACGAUAAGUUCCAGGAGCUACAGGUGGACCGGGAGGUGUUGCUGACGUCCAACCGCGGCCUGGCGGAGGAGAGCCUCGCGCGCAGGCCUCACCUCCAGGACGGCAAGCGCCAGCUGGCUGCUAAGUACGAGGAGCUGGCCAGAUUGACUACUGCCUGCAGGGAGAAACAAAGCCGACUUGAGGCCCAUACGGACAAGCACAGCCCCAAGACGGCACAGAGCCUCCUGCUAGAGGACGUUGCACGUGCCGAGGAAGAAUCCGAGGAUUUGCUGGAGAGGUUCAUGGAGGGCAGGGUGCCUCUGGAAGGCUUCCUGGACUCUUUCCAAAGCUCCAGGAAGGUUUACCACAUCCGGCGGGCCCAGGCCGAGAAAAUCCAGGAGUUCACCCGGCCAGAACCGAAGCACAAGCGCCCGGCGGAGGGAGAGGAGGGGGGAGGACAGAGGGAGAGGGAGAACGGGGAGUGCAAGAAAGGGGAGAUCCUCUACCCACUGGAGCCCCCCAGGCCCAACGGCAUCUCCACGGCCCAGGGCCCACCGCGCGUCUUCCAGCUGCGCUACGGCCUGACCCCCGCCAUCCUGGUGCCCCACUUCCCCCUGCCCACCUCCUCCUCCUCCUCCUCGAUCCCCACCCACGCCAUCAGCCUGUCUCCUGCUGCUUCCCUGCCCCUCUCCACGGACUCACGGUCAGGACAGGGCCAGGCUUCAGGGCCUACUUCCCCCACCACCACCGCCGCUGCUAUCAUGUCUGCCGUUGCUGCUCCGCACCCGUGUCCCGGGAAGGCCGUGGGCCUGAGGGUCAUUGGACAAAUCCCUGGCUGGCCCGCGCCAAACCGGCCAAUUAGGCUGCAGCAGCUGUACAGGCCCAGCCCACACCAGACUGAACCCCCCUAUCGGUAACACCCAGAGUUGUGGUGCUGCCAUACACCGGGGAUUGGAUCGAACAAACAAACAAACAAACAAACAACAACACGACCAUCAGCCAUAUCCAUAGUUUUGCUAUUCAAAAACUGCUUUGAGGGGGGUUGACAAGCACAUCAAAGCUAUGUGACUAGGAGUCGAAGCCCCCUGUUUCUACGUAUACAGUAUAUUUCUGUCAUCAUCGUUCUUAGCCUUUUUCACCGUGACGCCAGUGAUGUUUCGUUUGGAAGCGAAAACAGGUGUAAACAACCACCGGUUUCAGGCAGAAAACAGUGGCAUCUACGUAUGUGUACAUUGUACUAUGUGUGUAUGCGAUGGGGGGGCAACUUAUAUCUGCUUAGAAUACAUUGAAAUAUUCAGUGUUCGAAGAUGUCUGACGUCACGUGAAAAAGGCCCAUUGAAGGGGGAGGAGAAGGGGAGAAAAAAAAAGGGAUUUGUUUGUUUGUUAAAGCCAUGAGGUCAAAUCUGUGGUCUGUGAUGAUGAGUUUUUCCUCUCUCAGACAGGAAAACAGGACACUGGGAAGAACUGUGAAAUGAGACUGAGACUUGUUUAUUAUUGCCUUGCGCCGUCUCUCACACUCGCAGACACGCGAGCAGAGUCCUCCUCACUCCCAUGAUGCAUCAGUGAGCAGGCCAUUGCUUGUGGCGUCGAGCCUUCUUGAUAUGGUGGUCAAAAAUAAAGUUUAAUUCAGUGUGUUUAUAA